This is a messenger RNA of Arachis stenosperma, 2750 nucleotides long. RefSeq names its product DEAD-box ATP-dependent RNA helicase 28. Lineage: Eukaryota; Viridiplantae; Streptophyta; Magnoliopsida; Fabales; Fabaceae. The record is from RefSeq and is a predicted model, not a curated record. The coding region runs from base 76 to 2346 and encodes 756 amino acids. Gene Ontology annotation, molecular function: ATP binding; RNA helicase activity; nucleic acid binding. The transcript has 19 exons.
UCUUCUUCUUCUUCUUCUUCGUAGCGGCAAAAGGAACGAAAGUACCGAACCCAUAAAACUUGAACCAUAAACACAAUGGCUCCCUUCUUGUUCGAACCCCAAAGCGACGAAGAGAUCGAACACUCCGAAGAAGAAGAAGCAUCCGAACCAGAAUCAGAACCAGGAUCCGAACCGGAAGAAUCAGAAGGAGAAGAAGAAGAAGACGAACAAGAAGCUUCUAGAAUCUCAAAGGAGAAGAAGAAGAAGAAAACACAGUCUCCGUGGGACUUCGCCAAGUACACUGAGUCAGUUGCGGAGGAGCACGCUCGCCGGAGUACAACCUCCGUUGACGAAAAAAUCUCCAAAGCAUUAAAACAGCGCUCAACACCUCUCGCGGUUCCUUCGCAAAACAACGACGUUGACGACUCAUCAGAUUCCGAACCUGAUAAACAGGAAGAUUAUAGACCAGAUGAAGAAGAUGAAGAGGAGGGCAAUGCGGGUGAUAGCAAGUCCUUUUUCGCUCCUUCUGAUGGAGCAUCUUUCCAUGCGGAUUCGUUCUUGCAGCUUCAUUUGUCACGGCCUUUGCUCAGGGCUUGUGAGGCCUUGGGGUAUGCUAAACCAACGCCAAUUCAGGCAGCUUGUAUACCAUUGGCGUUAAAUGGUCGUGAUAUAUGUGGAAGUGCCAUUACUGGGUCAGGAAAGACAGCUGCAUUUGCACUUCCCACAUUAGAGAGGUUGUUGUUCCGUCCUAAACGCAUGCAUGCAAUAAGGGUCCUUAUUCUUACACCAACCAGAGAGUUAGCAGUACAAGUUCACAGUAUGAUAGAGAAGCUUGCUCAAUUUACUGAUAUUAGAUGUUGCCUGGUUGUUGGGGGUUUGUCAACGAAGGUGCAAGAAGCCGCUUUGAGAUCAAUGCCAGACAUUGUCGUUGCAACCCCAGGACGUAUGAUAGACCAUUUACGUAAUUCUAUGUCAGUGGAUUUGGAUGAUCUUGCUGUGCUAAUCCUUGAUGAGGCGGAUCGUCUUUUAGAGCUUGGAUUUAGUGCUGAAAUUCAUGAACUUGUUCGCAUGUGUCCCAAGAAAAGGCAGACAAUGCUAUUUUCAGCAACAAUGACUGAGGAGGUUGAUGACCUUAUUAAGUUGUCCCUAACAAAACCCGUGCGUCUUUCUGCUGAUCCGUCUGCUAAACGGCCUGCAGCCUUGACUGAGGAGGUGGUUAGGAUACGAAGAUUGCGUGAAGCAAAUCAGGAAGCAGUUCUUCUUGCAAUGUGCUCCAAAACUUUUACUUCUAAAGUUAUCAUCUUCAGUGGAACAAAGCAAGCUGCACAUAGGUUGAAGAUUAUAUUUGGAUUAGCUGGUCUGAAAGCUGCUGAACUUCAUGGAAAUCUUACUCAAGCCCAGCGCCUUGAAGCUUUGGAACAAUUCAGGAAGCAAGAAGUUGACUUUUUGAUUGCAACUGAUGUGGCUGCUCGUGGCCUUGACAUCAUAGGUGUCCAAACAGUUAUCAACUAUGCAUGUCCUCGCGAUCUUACCAGCUAUGUUCAUCGAGUGGGUCGUACAGCAAGAGCUGGCCGAGAAGGAUGCGCCAUCACAUUUGUGACUGAUAAUGACCGGUCACUUCUAAAAGCAAUUGCAAAGAGAGCUGGUUCAAAGCUGAAGAGCCGAAUUGUAGCAGAACAAUCCAUACAUAAAUGGUCUCAUAUAAUUGAGCAAUUGGAGGAUCAAAUUGCAGAAGUACUUGAAGAAGAGAGGGAAGAAAGAGCCCUAAGAAAAGCUGAAAUGGAGGCCACAAAGGCUGAAAACUUGAUUGCUCAUAAGGAAGAGAUCUUUUCCCGCCCCAAAAGAACUUGGUUUGUAACAGAGACAGAAAAGAAGGUUGCUGCAAAAGCAGCAAAGGCAUCUAUUAAUAACGACAAGAGUUCUGGAAAGGUAAUAAGUGCUCAGGAAGCCGAAGACCUCAAAAUGAAGGAAAAGAGGAAGCGGGAGCGAGAGAAAAAUUUACCGAGAAAGAAGCGUAGAAAAUUGGAAGCGGCUAGAGAGAUGUUGGAAGAUGAAGGAGAUGAUGACAAACCAGAAGCUAAGGGGGCAAAUAAGAAAGAAAAGGGUGGACUUUCACUUGUUGAUGUCGCUUAUCGACGAGCAAAAGCAGUGAAGGCUGUCAAGAAGGCAAUGGAUUCAGGCAAGAUCGUGAAGAAGAACAAAAAGAAUACCAAUCGUCCUUCACAUAAGUCGUCUUCAAGGACACAGGAGAUGCAGGAGCUAUUCCAGGCUGACAUGAAGGACAAAAAGCCGAAAAGAAGAGGUGCUGGAGCAGGAAAGAAAUCUAAGAGUUCGUUCAAGAGCAAGUCAAGGUACAAGCGCAGGUAGUUUGAGGCUAACGAUCCUUAUUAAAAAAUGUGUUAAUGGAAUGAAAAUGCACCUGCAAUGCAAGACCUUAUUGUUAAUCUGACAUGGGUGCAAAGGCAUAAGACUUGUACCAUAUCCAGUCACCAAUGGAGGUGAUUAAAUGAGCAGCUCCUACCACUUGUGAGUUUUAAUUGUUGCCUUUUGGUGCUUUUGUGUUACCAUGAUGACUGGUGGAUAAUGAAUGUGAGAAGUUAACAAUCACAUCUCCCAUACCCUUUUGUGAGUUUCGAUUGUUGUAUCAUGUGAACUUCAUUCAUGACCCAAUUUGAGUUGUGGUUCAUAGCUAAAUAUUUAUAGUUGCUCAAUUUUGUAAUUCAAGAAUCGAAUUCUAAAUUUAUGAAUAGAGAUUAUUCAUUGCUAAAUAU